AUGUGGGAUGAUAGAGAUGACGAUGGUGAUGUAGAUAAUAUAGAUGAGGAUGAUUAUGAAGAUGAUAGAGAUGAAGAUGAAUAUGAUAGAGAUUACGAUGCUGCUGUAGAUGAUAGAGAUGACGAUGGUGAUGAAGAUGAUAGAGAUGAGGAUGAUAUAGAUGAUGGUGGUGAUGUAGAUGAUAGAGAUGGGGAUGUUGAUGAAGAUGAUCAAGAUGGGGAUAAUGAUGAAGAUGAUAGAGAUGUUGAUGGUUAUAAUAAUGAAAGAAGUAACGAUGGUGAUGAAGAUGAUAGAGAUGACGAUGGUGAUGAAGAUCAUAGAGAUGACAAUAAUGAAGAUGAUAGAGAUGACGAUGUUGAUGAAGAUCAUUGA
Molecule: messenger RNA, 372 nt
Organism: Dreissena polymorpha
Lineage: Eukaryota; Metazoa; Mollusca; Bivalvia; Myida; Dreissenidae
Product: prostatic spermine-binding protein-like
Exons: 2
Coding region: 1-372 (123 amino acids)
Source: RefSeq, a predicted model, not a curated record